Helianthus annuus (common sunflower) is the source of this 1148-nucleotide messenger RNA. Its product is annotated as probable aquaporin PIP2-8. Gene Ontology annotation, biological process: transmembrane transport. Gene Ontology annotation, molecular function: water channel activity. The transcript has 4 exons. Lineage: Eukaryota; Viridiplantae; Streptophyta; Magnoliopsida; Asterales; Asteraceae. The record is from RefSeq and is a predicted model, not a curated record. Gene Ontology annotation, cellular component: plasma membrane. Bases 87 to 926 code for a protein of 279 amino acids.
CACCAUCAUCUUUCCACUCUACCCACAACCUUCCAAAAGCAACAUCUCCACUCCAGUACCAUAUUCUAGAGAGAGAAACAGAAACCAUGUCCAAAGAAGCAAGUGAGAUCGGAGAAACCCCAAGAAAAGACUAUGUCGACCCACCACCGGCACCCAUCUUCGACACAGCGGAGCUCAAACUGUGGUCAUUUUACCGAGCUCUCAUCGCUGAGUUCGUCGCCACCCUCCUCUUCCUCUACAUCACCGUCGCCACCGUCAUUGGUUAUAAAAACCAGACUGACCCAUGCGGUGGCGUUGGUGUUCUUGGUAUCGCCUGGGCCUUCGGUGGCAUGAUCUUUAUCCUUGUUUACUGCACCGCCGGUAUUUCCGGUGGUCACAUAAACCCCGCGGUGACAUUUGGGUUAUUUCUGGCGCGAAAGGUGUCAUUACUAAGGGCAGUGGGAUACAUGGUGGCUCAGUGUCUGGGUGCGAUCUGUGGUGUGGGUCUGGUCAAAGGGUUCAUGAGAAACCCGUACAACUCACUGGGUGGUGGAGCCAACUCGGUUGCACCAGGCUACAACAAGGGUACGGCACUGGGUGCUGAGAUCAUCGGCACCUUCGUACUUGUCUACACUGUUUUCUCUGCUACCGACCCUAAGAGGAGUGCACGUGACUCUCACGUUCCAGUUUUGGCUCCAUUGCCUAUUGGGUUUGCUGUGUUCAUGGUUCACUUAGCCACUAUACCCAUUACUGGAACCGGGAUCAACCCGGCUAGGAGCUUUGGUGCUGCGGUUAUCUACAACAAUGGAAAAGUUUGGGAUGAUCAUUGGAUCUUCUGGGUGGGACCAUUUGUUGGAGCAAUGGCUGCAGCAGCAUAUCACCAGUAUAUCUUGAGGGCUGCAGCCAUCAAGGCUUUGGGUUCAUUCAGGAGCAACCCUAGCAACUAAAUCAGAUCAAGAUCAGAUUAGAUGUGUGUGUGUUCCAUUUAUUUAUUUUGUUUGUUUUAGAUUUUGUGUUGCUUGGCUGAGUGACAUCAUUGAUGUUUUUACUGUUCAACAGUUUUUUUUAGAUUAUUUGAGUUGUAUUUGGAUUUGGUUGUGAUUUGUUUGGUUUGAUGGUAGUUAAUGGAUGAGGAUAAUCUAGUCACUUGACAUGAUCAUUUAAACUAA